Molecule: messenger RNA, 1849 nt
Organism: Planococcus citri (citrus mealybug)
Lineage: Eukaryota; Metazoa; Arthropoda; Insecta; Hemiptera; Pseudococcidae
Gene: kermit
Product: PDZ domain-containing protein GIPC-like protein kermit
Exons: 8
Coding region: 422-1450 (342 amino acids)
Molecular function (GO): protein binding
Source: RefSeq, a predicted model, not a curated record
GUAACGACGCCGACAUGUGGAGGCACACCUGUGUUUAACGGACGUUAUAACUCACCUUUAUUUCGUGUACUCUAGCUGCAGUAUGCGUUCAAAAUAUAAACACGUGUGUUAUUAACGGUAGGCAGUAGGUAGGUAAAGUAGUACUUAGACCUACGCUUAUCAUCCAUUAUCCAAAAUAGCUACUUAUCCGGAAUUCGGGAGUGAAAUGAUCGAUAUUGUUUUACAUGAAAUUCGCAGUGUGCGUUUUCGAAUGAUUGUGUUUUGUGAAGAUAUCAACGUGUUCGUUAGUAACUGGUUUCUUGAAUUGAAAGAGGUCCGUUCCGUGGUCCAGUGAAUUUCAGGCAGCAGAUAUCGAAGAGGUGGAUUGUCAAAACGUCGGUGUGGUAUACGGUCGUUACACCUGGUUUCGUACUCGUACACUAUGCCAUUGUUUAGUCGGAAAAAUUUCAAGAGAGAAGGGGAAUUCGUGAAAAAUGGAAGCAUCGAUAUGGGAUCGAAAGGAAAUGACAACGAAUUGCCUAUACGCAGUUAUAAUAACGUCACGUUACCAGAAUCUUGUAACAAUGUACCGAUACGCGAAAUAGUUAUGACCGAAACCGAGAAACCAAAAUUAAUUUUUCAUUGUCAGCAAGCCCAAGGCAGCCCGACUGGAUUAAUUUCGGGGUUUUCGAAUGUUAAAGAGUUGUACGAAAAAAUAGCAGAAUGUUACGACUUCACAGCGGACGAAAUAUUGUUUUGUACUCUGAAUACUCACAAAUUAGACAUGUCCAAGUUAUUAGGAGGACAAAUAGGCCUAGAUGAUUUCAUUUUCGUUCACAGAAAAGGCCGGCCAAAAGAAAUUGAAAUCGAAAAAUCGGAAGAUGCGUUAGGACUUACAAUCACCGAUAAUGGAGCAGGAUAUUCCUUCAUUAAACGUAUAAAGGAAGGGAGUGUUAUAGAUAGAAUUCAAUAUAUUCAGGUAGGAGAUCACAUAGAGAAAAUUAACGAUGAAAGUAUGGUAGGCCGAAGGCAUUUUGAAGUCGCAAAACUACUUAAAGAUAUCCCUAAAAAUUCUAUAUUCACGUUAAGAUUGAUUGAACCUCUAAAAGCCGGAUUUUGUAAUAUAGAACCAAGAAAUAAUUCUAGACGAGGUAAAAAAUCAAACUAUGGCAGUGGAAAAGAAACUCUAAGAUUUAAGGCGAACGGUAGUGUUCAAAUAGAAAAAGUGCCAGAUAGCAUUGUUCAGUUAGGAUUGGACAACAUAAACCAGUUAUUGGAGAAUUUCUUGGGAAUUAGUGACGACGAAUUAGCUACUCAAAUAUGGGAAGCAGCGGAAGGCAAAUUGAACAGUAUGGAAUUCGCCGAAGCUAUCGACAAUUCUGAUUUAGAAGAGCUCGGUUUCACUGAUGAUUUCAUCAUAGAAUUAUGGGGCGUAAUUACUGAUGCAAGAGCUGGUCGGCUAAAGCGUUAAUGUUAAGCCAUAUUUUAAGCAUAUUUUUGUGAUUAUUUUGAUAAUAUAUACCACCUAUUGUCCUAUGUCUUAUUACAUUCCAUGUAAAUGUUGUAUUUACGUAUUUUAUAAAAUCAAUUCAAUUUUGUUCGAGUAUGAAUGAAUUUAUUUAAGUAGGUAUGCGUCAUUUUUCAUAUGAAUUUUCAAUUUAUACUCAGAAAUAUCUAUUUUCUAAUGCUCAAGUUUCAUCUUUCGCAAUGAUGUUUCCUUUGUUUCACAUAGUAAGUAGGCAGGCCUAUCCGUUUUCAUACAACUACAUUACAUUAUAUUCGAAUCAUUGUUAUUGCGUUUUCUUUAACGAUUUUAUUAUUAGUCAAUUUUUUGUAUAUAAAAAAGAAAUACAUUUUCAUCAAUUUUUCA